Molecule: messenger RNA, 1310 nt
Organism: Camelus dromedarius (Arabian camel)
Lineage: Eukaryota; Metazoa; Chordata; Mammalia; Artiodactyla; Camelidae
Gene: ACTG2
Product: actin gamma 2, smooth muscle
Exons: 9
Coding region: 102-1232 (376 amino acids)
Source: RefSeq, a predicted model, not a curated record
UAUGCCAAAGACACAGCAGCCCUCAGUCACUGGGAGAAGGACCUCUCAUACACCCGUCCCCCAAGGCGCUCCAGCCCCCGAUUCACUCGGCCACACUCACCAUGUGUGAAGAGGAAACCACCGCGCUCGUGUGUGACAACGGCUCCGGCCUGUGCAAGGCUGGCUUCGCAGGAGAUGACGCCCCCCGGGCUGUCUUCCCUUCCAUCGUGGGGCGCCCUCGCCACCAGGGCGUGAUGGUAGGAAUGGGCCAGAAGGACAGCUACGUGGGGGAUGAGGCGCAGAGCAAGCGAGGGAUCCUGACUCUCAAAUACCCCAUUGAGCACGGCAUCAUCACCAACUGGGAUGACAUGGAGAAGAUCUGGCACCACUCCUUCUACAAUGAGCUGCGGGUAGCACCCGAGGAACACCCAACUCUGCUCACGGAGGCCCCCCUAAAUCCCAAGGCCAACAGGGAGAAGAUGACGCAGAUCAUGUUUGAGACCUUCAAUGUCCCCGCCAUGUACGUCGCCAUUCAAGCCGUGCUCUCCCUCUAUGCUUCCGGCCGCACAACGGGCAUUGUCCUGGAUUCAGGGGAUGGUGUCACCCACAACGUCCCUAUCUACGAGGGCUACGCGCUGCCGCACGCCAUCAUGCGCCUUGAUCUGGCCGGCCGCGACCUCACGGACUACCUCAUGAAGAUCCUCACAGAGAGGGGCUAUUCCUUUGUGACCACAGCCGAGCGGGAAAUCGUGCGUGACAUCAAGGAGAAGCUGUGCUAUGUGGCCCUGGAUUUUGAGAAUGAGAUGGCCACGGCGGCCUCCUCUUCCUCCCUGGAGAAGAGCUACGAGCUGCCUGACGGGCAGGUCAUCACCAUCGGCAACGAGCGCUUCCGCUGCCCCGAGACCCUCUUCCAGCCCUCGUUCAUCGGCAUGGAGUCAGCUGGCAUUCAUGAAACGACUUACAAUUCCAUCAUGAAAUGUGACAUUGACAUCCGCAAGGAUUUAUACGCCAACAACGUCCUCUCCGGGGGUACCACUAUGUACCCUGGCAUUGCUGACAGGAUGCAGAAGGAGAUCACAGCCCUGGCCCCCAGUACCAUGAAGAUCAAGAUUAUUGCUCCCCCAGAGCGGAAGUACUCGGUCUGGAUCGGAGGCUCCAUCCUGGCCUCUCUCUCCACCUUCCAGCAGAUGUGGAUCAGCAAGCCAGAGUAUGACGAGGCAGGGCCCUCCAUCGUCCACAGGAAGUGCUUCUAAGCUCAGGGCAGAUUCUCAGGGGAGCUCCCUGAGACUGCUCUGUUAACAAGCAUGAAACAUUAAAACCUGCAAGCCUUA